AUGAACUCCAACGUGUCCACAAUUUUGGAUAGAGCGUCUGUGGUGACAUUGAUGCUUCUAAUGAUCUACAUUGUGACCAAUACUGCAGUGGAGUCAGAGAUUUGCUUGCAUCAGUUGACUACAACUAAAAACAAAAGGAUGUCAGGUGAGACUUUCCGAGAGAUCAAAGUGGCCGGCCUACUACAAUGCGGUAGAGCAUGCCUGAAUAGCCAGACAUGCAAAUCCACCAACUUCAACAGAGAAACACUGACAUGUGAAAUGAACAGGAGUAAUGAUUCACUAUUACCUGUAUCAGAACCAACAUGGGAUUACAUAGACAAAUCUCAAUUUUCAAUGGUGCUGCCUAACCCUUGUUCCAACGUUGUGUGCCCACCACUUUCCACUUGUGUGCCAUUGAAGUCAGGACAAACUACAUGUGUCAUCACUGGAUGUGGCGACUUUAAUCUAUCAUCUCCGAACAUGGAAGUUCUUUCGACAUGUAGUCAUGUCGGAUGCCAGACGACUCUGUCCUGUGAACAAGGCUAUGAUUUUGACAAUCAGGCUGUAGACAGGAAUACCACGACAUGUCUCCCCGAUGGUUCCUGGUCUCCCGUCACAUCUACUUGUAUCUUUAAAGCCUGCACAUCAUAUGCUUACACAUAUACCGUAAGAGAGAACUGGAACUUCAACCAUCCGGGUAUGUCUCCCAUUUAUGGUAAAGACAGAGCUUACUGCCAAAAUGCGUGUAACAAUAACCAGCCCUUUGUCUGUGUGGCAUACUAUUUCAAUAAAGUUAGCAAUCGAUGUAACCUACAACAAUAUCGAGUACACGAUAGCCCAGACUACCAACAGUACGAACAGGAAAAUCCAGCAUUUGACGAGUAUAUACGGGAUUGUGCAUGAUGACCAUGGUAAUUGUGGGACAGUUACCUUCACCAACGGCACACUGGACAAGGAGUUCAUACUGAUACUGUAAUAACUAUUACAAAGCAGGAUCGCCAUGGCUCGUAUAGUAGGACUCUCAUGGCCUUAGUCUAAUUGAAACUGUGCUAUCGAUAGUUCAGACUAUGUUGGUUUUCGAAAUCUUACAUAUCCCGUUGAAAACAAAAAAAACAAAAAUACUUGCCAGUCUGUACUUAUCGCAUGCUUACUUUAUUUCAUGCCUGUGAAGCACACUAUAAAACUUAAGGAAAUUACACGACAAAUUGGAUUUGGAAACAAGUCAUGCAAAUGAUAUUAAUCUGUCUCCUGAGAUUUGACUUGAAAGCUAUAAAAUGCAGGAUUCAUUAACAGCAAACCAUGUUCCAAGGGAAGUAACUGUGGCUGUAAUAUAAGGAAUUUACUUACCUUUUCUGUCUUCUAUCGCUAACCCAUUGGACAGCUAGGACCUUCCAGAAUAGGUAAACCUGUUAGUGAGGCCAAAACUUUCCACGUUAUAUGAGUAAACAGAUAAAUUUCUUUCGGUUCUAAUUUUGUUGACAGCUUUCGGUUAGUGACGCAGGGGAUUAUCAAUAUUUUUUAAGUGAAACUCCAUGAAAAUAUAACCUACUAGUACGUCUGGUAUAUACAAAUACAUACCAUUCAUAACUAAAUCAACCAUUCUGAAGCUCAUUCAGUAUCAAAAUAGCUCAAGAUUGUUCACUUCAAAUGGAAAGUCACUGGGUUGGAAAGGCACAUUUUGUUUACCGUUUGUAUUUUAUCUGUUUCAACCAGUCAGAUGGGUCGACUUGUAUAAUCAUAUUUAAUAACCAAUCAGAUGGGUCGACUUGUAUAAUCAUGUUUAAUAACCAAUCAGAUGGGUCGACUUUUAUAAUCAUAUUUAAUAACCAAUGAGAUGGGUCGACUUGUAUAAUCAUAUUUAAUAACCAAUCAGAUGGGUCGACUUGUAUUAUCAUAUUUAAUAACCAAUAAGAUGAGUCAACACUUUCCUUCUUCAGCUAGAGACUAUUAUUACAAUAAAGUUAGGUCUUUUUUGUUAUAGUAAACAUACUUGUAGUUUAGUGUACCAUCUUACGAAACAUAGUAAUGGAAAUACAUGUAAUACUAUAUAUGUGAUCACCUACUUAUAUACUGUCAUUCAAACUUUCCUCAUAAUUAUAUUAACAUAGACUGCUUGUCGUUGUUACACUGUUGUAUUCUUAUUGAAAAGUUCUUACAAUUAUAUAUGAGAGACAGGUUUUAAAAAAAUCUUAUGAGAGCUAUAUAUGUCGCCCCGUCAACAGCUUUGUUAAUUUAAAACGGGAAGUCGAUGGCUACUUCACUGGCAAACCUGCUGAUGACCCGUUCCAUGUGUCCCAGAACAGUUUUGUUCAGGAACACAAAUACCACGCCACAGGAGGAAUGUCCGGCUUUCUGGGAAAACACAGGCCAUCGCUGAUACGGAUCUACCUUACACUAUGGAUUUUUACCCGUAUUAUAACAAUUCUCCACCAAUUGAACUACCGUGGCCCCAAAGCAUUCAUAGAUAAUAUACAAGACCAAAAUGAAUAGGAUUCAUUCUUUGAUGAAUGGGUAUUCAAUUGGAAAGCGAUGAUUUUCAGUAAAAAUAUCUUUACCGCUAAGUUUAUACAAUUUAAUGACGAAGAUGGUACUAUCAGUCAGGGAAAUCUAACAUGAAACGUGACAACAUUUUAUUUGAUAGACGCAUGUUGACUUAAUGAAUAUGAAAUUUAAUAAUAUCACUUUUAGACGAUGAGGUCGAUUUUUCCGUUAUUAUUACUAAGUAGUUUUUAUGCUUCCCGUAACUUAUUAUUUGGUUUGUUGGUAGGAAGUAAAGCUUAACCACAAUUGCUAACGCAAUAAUUGUUUCUACAUGGUAUGAUAUUUGGAAAGCAAGAAAUAAAAUAAGACUUGAAAUCGAUUUUGUAAAAGGUAGAAAUAAUGUAAUAUAAAAAAAAUAAUAUAUAGCUUAAAAAUGAUUAUUUUAAUAUCAAAAUCUUCAAGCCAGUUAUCCUUUUUUAAAAAACAGUUUAACAUUAUUAUUGUAUAAGCUAAAGAAUGUUUACUUAGCAUAGCGUAUACAUGUUUUACUUACUAAAACAUCGUUUUCAAGUUUUAUAUUAUUUGUUGCCUACCAAAAUGUCCUAACCCCGGUGAAAAGUUCCGUUUACUUCGGAACAGAGACAUCGAAUAUUUACUGUAUAUGAGACUAAUGCUUGUUUGAAGUAGAUGUACUAAAAGUGACCAUACUAAACACAUUGUACAUUGUUUAUGUUGUAAAGAAGACAGGUAGUAUGGAUUAGGUUCAUUAUUAGGAUAUUCAAGAUAUCGUAUAAUAGGUAAUGGCGAUUACUGUGCUAAUGAACACACAACGAAUCCAUUAUUACUACGGAAAAUCGAACAAAUUAUCUGUUGUAUGCUUCGAGAAUUCCUCUUUGAUUCUUCACUAUUAAUUCCUAAAGUGUAGAUAUAUCUGUGUAUACUAGAAUUGUUAUACAUAUUUAAGAAAAAUCAUUUUAAAAAUCGGUGACAUUUUUAAGUCUAAUGGUUCCGUUGUCAACACCCUAGAUAUCAAUAUGAGGAUGUGACCAAACUCGGAUUAGGCCUGGUUUUUUGUCGGUUUUCUCUGUUGUUUUACACACGAACCAACCAAUCAUAUUUGCUAUCUUUUGACAUGAACAUAGGUUACACAACGAGUAGUUGUUGUAUAUUGUAUCUCUUUCACUCGAAUUGGUUAUAUUUUGGAAAAAUAACUUACGAUAUUAAAAUAAAUACCAUGUACAGCAACCACAAGUUUUUACCUGUUUCUAACACAAUAGAAAAACUUUUUUGAGGAUGAAUAGACUUAUUUUAUGUCAACGUGUGUUCUUUUUCACAAUAUCCGUUCGGGCUUAAGGAUACGAUUUUUGUAGAGAUGACGCUGACAUGACAAUAAAAUUAAAUCUUGAGAAGAAGCCCAGUUAUUACCAAAAACAUCAAAGUUAAUGUAAAUAAAAUGUGUUUAAUAUUAUACGUACGGCAUCCAUUAGAGAGUAAGAUAAAUAUAUCCUAUCACUAUAUCUAUAUAUUUCACACCUAUCCAGCGUAUCCAUAUCCAUGUUUAUGAUAAGUAAAAUUUGUCGUUUGUCGUCGUAGUUGCCUCCCUGCUAUAAUACCACUACUGAUAUAUCAGAGAAUGUGUUCUAUUAAAGUCUGGGAUCUACGAUAUUCACGUAAAAAAUAUAUAUCCAUUUAAGGGAAACGGCUCUCAAGUUGAAUUAAUGAAUUUAAAAAAUACCUUACAUUAUUUUCGCUGUAAUCGUAAUUAGGAUGAUAUUGGCGGUUGUUUUCCGCCAACUCAUCCAUAUCGUACAAAAAUAAUGACCUAUCGAUUUUCACGUACAAAAAUCGCACCUCUCGCAUAAUAUUUCAGGUAAAAUAAAGCUUCAUACGUUUUUGAUUACACAUUAUAUGGUUCAAUAAAUUAGAAUAGACACAUUCGUAUAAAACGACAAUAUAAAAUUAUAUAGUUAUAUAAAAUAGAAUAGACAAGGUUUUUGUGAGAAACAUCAUGGAUCCUUUGCGUUGAAGUACAACACAUUCGUAUAAAACGGUAAUUGAUCCGACUAGAGUACAUUGUACUACUAAAAACCCAGACUUUUUUUAAAUAUUGUUAUUAAUGAUAUUUUUGCCUUUGUAAAGCUAUAUGAUCUCUAUAAUUAUGCAGACGACAAUACUCUCUCAAAAAAUUGUGAUAAUCUUUAAAAACUUGUUUAGAGGAAGGGAGUAAUAUUUUGAUAAAUUGGUUUAGUUUUAAUGGCAUGAAGGCCAAUCCAGAAAAAUUCCAGGCAAUAAGGAUUGGCAAAAAACAAACAAUAGUAUAAAAUCUGUUUCCAUAGAUAAUUUAGAAACUGAAUGUGCAGAUUGUGUUAAACUUUUAGGUGUAGAUAUUGACUUUUACUCAGAUUUGAUUAACAUAUAUCACGUUUAUGUAGAAAUGCCUCUAAACAACAAUAACCUGACAAAAACAGGAAAACUUACAAUUUUUAAAACUUGUAUCCUGUCAAAUUUUAAUUACUGCCCUUUAGCCUGGCAUUUUUUGUACUUUAUCAAAUAUAAGGGAAAUGGAGAAGGUGCAGGAAAAUGGUUGUUUGUCCCUAGUCCAAGAUAUUUUUAAAAGACAUAAACUUGAUUUUUUUUACAUGUUAAUAGGAUGAAAUGUAUGGCCUCAGAAAUUUUUAAUAUCUGAAAUGAUAUUUCUCCCCCUCUUUUACAGAAUCUUAUCGAGAGAAAAAAACAUUUUUUUGUAACCUGAGGCAUGAAAAUCUGGUCAAGAUUCCAAAGGUGAACACCUCGACAUAUGGUAAAAACUCUUUAAGAUUUGAGGCGUUCCGGGUGUAGAAUUGGCUGCCAAAAUAAUUUCGCAGGCUGAUCCGCUCCUGGGAUGGUCAGAUCUGCUCAUGUACCAUAUAUGCACACACCAGUAAGUGCGAGUUGUUCCGCUUUGAAAUGUCAUCAUUAUAUUGUUUUCAUUAUUAUAAACUUAUAUGUAUGUAUAUUAUAUGCUGUAAGUGUUGAAUAUGUAUGAAACUUUGUGUCAGGGUCGUGGGACGAGAUGUGUGUGCCCUAUAGGAAGGGGAUGCCCAAUCACCUGUGUACAUGUAUCUCGUCCAGCGCCUUUGACACUGUGGUAUGUAUACAUUGGCACGCAUAUAACUGUGAUUCUCUUAUCAACUGCUUGUUUUUUAUUUUAAACUUUUUAUGUUACAUCUCGGGUAUCUAUGUUCUAUAUUUAACUUACACUUCGAUACUCAAUUGGUAUAUGAUCAUGUAUACUAAUAACUCUCAUAAAUUAUUUCUUGUACCUUUGUAUUGCUAUGUAAUGAUAAUUUCUGUGAUAUUUCUUUAUCAUUUCCUGUUUUUAUACUUAUGUUUGUCGCAGGAAUAGCACGACAGUGCUCAUGUUUCUCAUGUAUUUUUUUUCUUUGUAAUAUGCGACGUUGAAUAAAGCUUCUUGAAUCUGGAAUCUGGAAUCUAUUCAAACAAAAAGUACAAAUCGCCCAUUACGUGGGAACAUGAAAGCGACAAAACGUUGAUGUGGUUUUGAAAAGAACUUAGAUACCCACCUUCUGCUUAAUGAUACUACUGAAUCACUUCAACUAGGAUCCCUACUUCAAACAUUUGAUUUUUUUAAUGUUUCGUAAGGCGAAAUCGUUGGAAUCUUAUGAAAUUACUAUGAACAUGUUUCUUCAAAUUCCAAAGAACUAUAAGAUACAGGGGGAAUUUUCUGCUAAAUGCAUUUAUUCCGUUUUUUACGUUUUAGCUGUCCAUAUUCACUGUUAUACCAUGAGACAUUUCAGUUGCUCAUAUUAAUUGAUAACCUCGAGGAAAGGUUCGAACAUUUUUUUAGUAUGAAAAAACGUCCUUCAGAUCAAAACUAUGGUCAAAUAUUGACAGCUGUUUUUCAUUUAUUCUUUUUGAUACAAUGUGCCUUGUAUUUAUAUUGUAUUUUGAAAUUGUAUUUAUUUCUUAUCAAUCUCAAUUCUAUAAUUAAUUUUUCUU
Messenger RNA from Pecten maximus, 6459 nucleotides. RefSeq lists its product as uncharacterized. The transcript has 6 exons. Bases 1 to 882 code for a protein of 293 amino acids. NCBI's taxonomy places the organism in Eukaryota, Metazoa, Mollusca, Bivalvia, Pectinida, Pectinidae. The record is from RefSeq and is a predicted model, not a curated record.